AAAAUGUGUGUAUUAUAUGUUAAGCACAUGGUUCUGUGCCUUUGUCUGAACCCGUGUGGUAAACGACUUGCGAGUGAAUUGUGCUCAGUGACAGUGGGUAGGAUUAGCACAGGAAUAGUGUGGUGCUGCUGAAAGGCCAGUGCUUCAGUUAUGUCAUUGUGCUGUUCAGGCUCCACCAUUUCUACCAGCAGCUUCUCUAAACACACAGCUGGGGCUCAGCUAAUUGCUCACUCUUUGUUUUUGAUGACUCCUGUUUACAGGUCCUCACCUGAUAAGAACAUGGAGAAUAACCAAACAUUUCUGUACUUUGCAUAUGGUAGCAACCUUCUAAAGGAGCGUCUCCAGCUCAAGAAUCCCUCUGCAACAGUGUACUGCGUGGCAAGGCUCAAGGAUUAUAAAUUGGUGUUUGGCAACUACAAAGGUCUAGCCAGUGACCGCUGGCAUGGUGGUGUGGCCACCAUAGAAGACAGCCCAGGGGACGAGGUGUGGGGUGUGGUGUGGCGGAUGAGCAUAUCUGAUCUAGAGUCACUAGACAAUCAAGAGAAUGUGAUGUUAGGUGCUUACCGACCUGUGGAAUUAUCAGUGAAGACAAAAGGUCAAGAUAUCAGCUGUCGCACCUACAUAAUGAACAGCUGUGUGUAUGCCCGACCAUCACCACAAUAUCUACAGCUCCUCCUGUACCACAACAAAUCAGAGGAGCCCACAUUACUGCAGAUGAAGACGUCAUUCAUCUGUUCAUCUCACUUCAUCCUACAGUCAUUCAUUCUUCGCUUGAGGCAGAUACUGACUGCAGGACUGUAUCAGGAUGGACCCUGGUUUAUAAUCAUCAGUCCACUUGUCUCCUUAGCCUGAUGACCUCUCACACUACUGGGGUCCACCAAAUGAUCCCCAGGUUGCUGUUGCAUUGGGCACCAAUAAUCUUCUGGGCAUAGCUCUUCUAAACUGCAUUGUAAAUAAAGUUACUGAACAUAGUUUAUUUGUAUUCUCCAACCUCCUCUGGAACUUGAGAUAAACACUUUUGGAGAAAAGUGAAAGAACUCAUGGUACUAUGGCUUCACCCAAAUGUUUUCAGUUCACCCUCAACGCUCAUUUGGGUUCAUCAUGUCCAGCAGACUCACGGUGGUCAGGAGACAGCUCUGUCCCUCUUCAAAAUUGCACAGACAAAUUUC
Messenger RNA from Poecilia reticulata (guppy), 1169 nucleotides. RefSeq names its product gamma-glutamylcyclotransferase b (gene ggctb). Gene Ontology annotation, molecular function: gamma-glutamylcyclotransferase activity. The record is from RefSeq and is a predicted model, not a curated record. NCBI's taxonomy places the organism in Eukaryota, Metazoa, Chordata, Actinopteri, Cyprinodontiformes, Poeciliidae.